Mytilinidion resinicola is the source of this 830-nucleotide messenger RNA. RefSeq lists its product as uncharacterized. Bases 110 to 709 code for a protein of 199 amino acids. The record is from RefSeq and is a predicted model, not a curated record. The transcript has 3 exons. NCBI's taxonomy places the organism in Eukaryota, Fungi, Ascomycota, Dothideomycetes, Mytilinidiales, Mytilinidiaceae.
UCCACUCCGCAUCACUCCGCAACUCUAUUGCUUCACAUCAGCUACUCUGUCGCGAACCUCAAUUGUAAAUUGAUAUAACUUGUCUUUCAGAAUUCAAUCAAUUGCAACAAUGGAGAAUCCAGUCGACGAAAUCUCCGGAGUGAUCCACAGUCUUACCCAAGACCCGACGCCACAGCAAAUGGGCACGAUAGAAAAUUACUUCACACCUAACGCCACCUUCACUCAUCCUUUCUGUCGUACUCUCACUAGCAAUUCAAAGACUCAGAUCAUCUAUAUUUACCGCUGGUAUAAGAUCAUGAGCCCCAAUAUCGACAUCACUAUCAAGUCUGUUGCCUUCGACAAACAGAAUCUAACCCUCUAUGUCUCGAUAUCACAAGUCUUCAAGCUGUUCAUCAUUCCAUUCUACAAAGCUCCAGUGUCUCUCGUCACUCUCUUACAGCUCGAGCGCCGCGACAAGAAGUACUACAUCGCCAAUCAAAACGACCUAUACCAGACGGACGAAUUUGUCAAAUUCGUGGCGCCAUGGGGAGGGGCUCUCCUAGUGCAACUGUGGCAGCUAAUGGCCACGCUAUUCUGCGUGCUUGGUGUGUGGCUUCUUUGGCCGUUGGGUGUGUUGUUUGACCUUGUCGUACGGCCAGAAGGCACGCAGAAGGUUGUCGGAGGGAGGGGAAAAGCAAAGGAGCUAGAACAAGAAAUAAGGGAAUCCUAGAGCAGAGUAUUGUAGGAGAGCGCAGAUUGGGAAAUUGGUUGACUUUCAAAAGCUGUGGUAAUGAUCAAUGCCUUUCACCAACCUUAUGCCUUCGUCACGAUUAGGUACACUAUUUAUAACC